This is a messenger RNA of Owenia fusiformis, 1783 nucleotides long. The record is from the annotation of a GenBank genome assembly. NCBI's taxonomy places the organism in Eukaryota, Metazoa, Annelida, Polychaeta, Sabellida, Oweniidae.
GUCACGUGUACCGGAAAUGUGGGAAAAGAAAGCUAUUUUUGACUCCGAAUAUCUCUUGAAGUAGGGCAAAAAACAUACUAUUAUGUAUCCCAUUUUGUUUAUUGUAAUGUAUAGAAAUACUCAGGAAAAUAUGUGUACUCAAUGUUAGAUACUUUGCUGGUAAAUUGACGAUGCGCUAAGAUCUGCGCAGAAGAGUAAUUCUAAAUCCAACAUGGACGUCGGCGAAGUUCUUCAGUUUCAGCCAGAGAAGUCAUCUCUCAAGCGCAAGGCUGAAUUGGAAGCAGAGGAUGAAGCAGGCACCAUAUACAAGAAGAGGUUUGGGGGUAUCACAGAAGAUGAGAAAGAAAAGAUUAUAAAAAUGGUUGAAGAAGGAGGAGAGUCUGAAUCCCUUGAUGACACUUCUGUUAAAAGAAUGAUACUGAACUUUGAAAAACGUGUGUUCAAAAACCAAGAAUUGCGAAUCAAAUAUCCUGACCUUCCCGAAAAGUUCAUGGAGUCUGAGAUAGAGCUGAAUGAUAUGAUUCAAGAGAUGCAUGUAAUUGCCACUAUGCCAGAUAUGUACCAGAUCCUGGUUGAUCUCAAUGCUGUUCAGUCUUUACUGCAGUUAUUAGGACAUGAAAACACAGAUAUCUCCAUAGCAGUUGUUGAUUUAUUAAAAGAACUAACAGAUGUAGAAACAUUAAAUGAGAAUGAGGAAGGGGGCGCUGCUUUAAUAGAAGCCUUGUGGGAGGAUGGGGUAUUCAACACACUUGCAAUAAUGGAAAACAUCCUGGAGUUUAGACCAGAUAUUUGCUCAGAGGCAGCACAACAAAAUCUUUUAACCUGGCUGUUAAAAAGAUUAAAGGCAAAGAUGCCAUUUGAUAGCAACAAGUUGUAUGCCAGUGAAAUACUAGCAAUCUUACUACAAGACACUAUAGAGGUUCGAGAACUUGUUGGAGAGAAUGAUGGAAUAGAUAUUUUACUACAACAAUUAGCGGCCUAUAAAAGACACGACCCUAUAACCAGUGAAGAAACUGAAUUGAUGGAGAAUCUGUUCAACUGUGUGUGUUCCUGCCUGCUAUUCCCACUUAACAGAGACAAGUUCCUAAAGGGUGAAGGGCUACAACUGAUGAAUCUCAUGCUCAGGGAGAAAAAGAUGUCACGAUUUAGCUCUAUCAAAGUUCUAGACCAUUCUAUGACGGGACCUGAGGGUUCUGAUAAUUGUCAAAAGUUUAUAGACAUUCUUGGGCUCCGGAGUAUUUUCCCGCUGUUCAUGAAAACUCCAAAGCGAAACAAGAAGGGGGCCAGAGAGGAAGAAGUUGAGGAACACAUUGUGUCAAUCAUUGCCAGUUUGAUGAAGAACUGCUUGAGUCAGCAGCGGCAGAGACUUCUAAACAAGUUCAUGGAGAAUGACUAUGAAAAGGUAGACAGAUUAGUGGAACUUCACUUCAAAUAUUUAGACAAAGUGAAACUAGUUGAUAAAUCCAUUGAAAAGGAAAAGCAGGAGAUGGCUAAAUAUGGAGGAGAUGUGGAUGAAGAAUUGGAAGAUGAAUUCUAUCUCAGGCGGUUAGAUGCUGGUCUUUUUACACUACAACUUAUAGAUUAUAUAAUUCUUGAAAUAUGCGCAGCUAGUUUACAAGGGGUAAAACAACGAGUUUUACAAAUUCUUAACUUAAGAGGGGGUUCAGUGAAAACUAUAAGAAGUAUAAUGAGAGAAUAUGCAGGUAAUAUCGGAGAUGCCAGAGAUGAAGCCACAAAGGAACAAGAACAAGAAAAAAUAUUAACUUUACUUGACAAAUUCUGA